AUGAGGCUUGUUGUUCCGAGUCCUGAGCCUAUCAACGGCUAUUAUGCGAGGAUUGUGGACUUGGAGAAGAUGACCCUGACCUUAGCAGCUAAAGUGUCUUUGGGUGUGCUGGGAGUCAUUUCUCAGGUGACACCUCAACUAGAGCCCAUGUUCAAGCGCUCCAUCACCAACAGGGUCUCACUGGAUGCAGAUUUUGAAAACACCAUUGCUACGUUCGCCGGAGAUGGCAAUAAUGAUUUAUUCUCGCCACAACUAUCGCUGCUCGUCGAGUCGGCUCGUGCAGUAGAGGAAACAUUCGAAGCGACAGGAAAUUCCAAAGGAAAAUGUUUACUGUCCAAAAUUCAAGUAACGACGGCACUCCAGGGGGGCGGGGCACUAAAGAACGGUGGGGAUUUACUGGGUUUCACAGGCUAUCCAGUGAUUGGGAAUCAGAGCAAGAUGCAGGGCUCAGAAUCUUGCAUGAAGGGCACUGAUGAUGAACUACUCACUGCUUGUCAAUGGGACCCACAAAUCAAAGGGCGGUUCUUUCAUCAAACUGCCUUUAGCAUACCUUUAGCCAACGUGACCUCCUUCUUCGUCGACGUGAAGAAACUAAGAGAUAUGGAUCCCAUUGCUCUCUACGGUGCUGAAUUGUACGGCGGAUUCUUGACGAGGUUUGUUCGGGAAUCUACAGCGUAUCUCGGGAAGACUACUGAUUCAUUCCAGAUAGACAUGACCUAUUACCGAUCCCGCGACCCAAAUGAGCCUUGGCUUCAUGAAGAUGUGUUUGAAGAGUUCGGGCAAAUAGCAAUUUUCAAAUACAAUGGACUUCCUCAUUGGGGGAAGAAUAGGAACAUUGGUUUUCACGGGGUGAGAGAUAAGUUAGGGCCGAAAGGCGAUAUGUUUAUACAAGUGAUGGAGAGGUAUGAUCCAGACGGUUUGUUAUCUUCUGAAUGGACGGAUGGGAUCUUAGGAUUGCGUGGGGCUGGAGUGUUGAUCGAGAAGAAUGGCUGUGCACUUGAAGGAUUGUGUAUAUGCUCGAUGCAUGAACAUUGUGCACCACACAAGGGCUACUAUUGUCGUCAGGGGCGUGUAUUUACUGAAGCUCGUGUGUGUCGGAAAAUCGACAUCUCUCAGGCUAAUCGAAUAGAUGAUGCUUGCUGGGACCAUGCGGAUGACUUGUCACGUGUGUGGGACAUCUGA
Magnolia sinica is the source of this 1182-nucleotide messenger RNA. RefSeq names its product probable truncated L-gulonolactone oxidase 7, mitochondrial. NCBI's taxonomy places the organism in Eukaryota, Viridiplantae, Streptophyta, Magnoliopsida, Magnoliales, Magnoliaceae. Gene Ontology annotation, molecular function: D-arabinono-1,4-lactone oxidase activity. The record is from RefSeq and is a predicted model, not a curated record. Bases 1 to 1182 code for a protein of 393 amino acids. The transcript is spliced from 2 exons. Gene Ontology annotation, cellular component: membrane.